Tarenaya hassleriana is the source of this 801-nucleotide messenger RNA. RefSeq lists its product as uncharacterized. The record is from RefSeq and is a predicted model, not a curated record. Bases 22 to 591 code for a protein of 189 amino acids. The transcript has 2 exons. NCBI's taxonomy places the organism in Eukaryota, Viridiplantae, Streptophyta, Magnoliopsida, Brassicales, Cleomaceae.
GUCCUUUUUCCCUAACACAAAAUGGCAAGAACUGCUCUUUUGUUUUGCUUAGCCAUCCUAAUAGCUUCGACGACUCUUCUUGAUGCCUUCUCGCCCUCCUUACCCGCAACCAAAGUUCCCGAAACCGUGAAAGAUAUUGAGCCUUAUACCACCAAAGUCGUGAAGAAAUUUUUGGCCGAUCUCGAGAAGAAAUGUCCCAAAACACAAGAGUUUAAAGUGUUCUUCGAGAAACUCAAGACUUCCGCUAAGUACGUUUGCCCGAUCACCAAGGCUCUUGGGACGGAAGACUCCAACAUGAAAGCUAGCGGCAUCUCUCAAGUAUUCUCAGCUUUCUCUACGGGAGAAAACGGGUCCGAAAAAUCGAUGAAGAUGACCAUGAAACAAGAAGAAUUGGAAUCUAUGAAAAUCGUUAACUCCCUCCAAUCGAAGUUUGGUAAGGUCGUGAAGAAGGGCGAUGGAUCGACGAAGCUUACAAAAGAACAACAGAUAGCAAUCAAAGACGCAAUCUUGCAAUGGGAAAAAUCGGCUACUCGAGUCGUGAAGAUUCUAGUAAGGAGAAGCAUAUCUCCACGUAACCCUCGAGAUGGGUAAAAAAAACGAAUUAAUCUCUACCAACAUUUACAAUGACACAUCAAUCAUCAAAUGUAUGGUUUCAUUUCGGUUGUAAUUAUAUCUCAAGUCGAUUAUACACCGAUUUGAACCAGUUUUAGUAAUGUGUAACAACAUUUACAAUGUAUAUUUCUUCUUUUCAAUUAAUUUUUUUGUGUAUCAUAUGAUAUAUAUUCCAAUCCUAUUUAUCAU